Messenger RNA from Dalotia coriaria, 1665 nucleotides. RefSeq names its product retinoblastoma binding protein 5 (gene Rbbp5). The coding region runs from base 109 to 1551 and encodes 480 amino acids. Gene Ontology annotation, cellular component: Set1C/COMPASS complex. NCBI's taxonomy places the organism in Eukaryota, Metazoa, Arthropoda, Insecta, Coleoptera, Staphylinidae. The record is from RefSeq and is a predicted model, not a curated record. Gene Ontology annotation, molecular function: protein binding. The transcript has 6 exons.
UCUAAACUAACGCGUAUAAAUCAACUGUCACUGUCACAGAGUGCGUUUGUUGUUUGUUGUGCAUUUAUUUGUUUUGAAAACUUCACCGAAACAAAAACCCGGAUAAAAAUGAAUCUAGAAUUACUAGAAUCAUUUGGCCAAAACUACCCAGAGGAAUUCGACGGGACGUUGGACGGCUCUUCAGUUGCAGUAACAUGCUCGUUCAACAAACGCGGAACACUCUUAGCAGUCGGUUGCAAUGACGGUCGCAUCGUAAUCUGGGAUUUUCUAACAAGAGGAGUAGCAAAAAUCAUCUCAGCUCAUGUUCAUCCAGUUUGCAGCAUCAGUUGGUCAAGAACAGGCCAUAAAAUAGCAUCAGCUUCAACAGACAACACUGUUUGUAUUUGGACUGUGCUCACAGGAGAAUGUGAACAAAAGUAUAGAUUUCCAUGCCCAGUAUUGAAAGUACAGUUUGAACCACGAGGAGUUGAGAGAUUAUUGGUUUGUCCCAUGAGACAUGCUGCUGUGCUUGUGGAUACUAAUGGAGGGCAUCAAGUUUUACCUAUCGAUGAAGAUGCUGAUUUAAAUAUUGUGGCAUCUUUUGAUCGUCGAGGUGAAUAUGUGUACACUGGCAAUGCAAAAGGCAAGAUUAUUGUAUUAAAUGCUAAUACCCUGGCAGUACGUGCGAGUUUCCGGAUUGUUUUGGGCACAUCCAAUGCCACAGCAGUUAAAAGUAUUGAAUUUGCCCGUCGGGGUGAUUGUUUCCUCAUAAACACCGGCGAUCGAGUUAUCAGAGUCUACAAUAGUAAAGAAGUGAUUGCUUGUGGUAAAGAUGGCGAACCGGAACCCAUACAAAAGCUACAAGAUUUGGUUAACAAGACAAUGUGGAAAAAGUGUUGUUUUUCUGGCGAUGGUGAAUAUAUCUGCGCUGGUUCAGCACGUCAACAUGCCCUCUACGUCUGGGAGAAAUCAAUCGGAAAUUUAGUGAAAAUCUUACACGGAACAAAAGGCGAGUUAUUAUUGGACGUCGCAUGGCAUCCUGUACGACCAAUCAUAGCGAGUAUCUCAUCGGGAGUUGUAAGCAUCUGGGCACAGAACCAAGUCGAAAAUUGGUCGGCUUUCGCACCAGAUUUUAAAGAACUUGAUGAAAACGUUGAAUAUGAAGAACGCGAGAGCGAAUUUGAUCUGUCCGAUGAAGAUAAAUCGGUUGCAAGCGGCGGCGACGCGAAGGAAGACACCGAGUGUGAUGUUGACGUAUUAGGUGUUGAUCCGGUUGCAGCGUUUUGCAGCUCCGAUGAAGAAAACGAGAAUUCAGAUUAUUUACAAUUCUUACCAAUCGCGCCGGACGUUGAAGAACCGGAGGAUACUUGGGCACCUGAAGCUGUCGUUGUUCCGCAACCACAGAGUUUAGAUUCACCACCGACGAAGAAAAAGAAGUACCGGUCAUAUGAUAUUCAACUACAGCACUCGAAUGACGGAGAGGUGCAUCCGAUGCUCUUGAACAACAAAACAAAAGAUAAGCAGAACGCGAUCGGUGGCAAGAAGACAAUCGGACGACCACGCAAUAAAUAAAUCUUAAUGAUUAUACUGUUUGUAAGUAGACUGUCAACAGCAAACAACAUGGCCGACGUUUAUCGUCUAUUUUCUCACUUAUUAUAUACAAUAAGUUAAAUAUUUACAAAAAUA